CUUCCAGAAGGAGGCCUCGGUGUGUGUGUGUGUGUUCUAGCUUUGUCUUUUUCCAUCUCAUGGGUCGGUUCCAGUGGAGAAACACGUCCCCGAGCUGGUGUGACGGAGCAGCGGCUGGGAUCCGAUCGUCGCAGGAGGACGGAGGGUUGUGAACCGCAGGAGGGAAGCAGGACGGGCUGGGUUUCUGAUCGUGUCUGGAGAAUAGGUUCUGCAGGUUCUGCAAGUUCUUGCUGAGGACAAGGGAGCUAUGAUACGCCUUUGGAAGACGUUGUGAUCACAUGGGGCUUAACAAACAGGGGGAAAACCUAGAAACCUCAGAGAGAGUCACAUGUGAGGGAUCCCUCUCCCAGGAGUGACAGAAGUGCAAUAGAUGCCACGUGUAACUCCGAACAUCAGCAUAAUAACAGCUCCUAUGCUGUGCUGACCCAAUGGUUUGAUCACCAGGACUAAAAAUGAGCAUAAGCAGUGAUGAGGUCAAUUUCCUGGUUUACAGAUACCUGCAGGAGUCGGGCUUCUCCCACUCGGCAUUCACCUUUGGCAUAGAGAGCCACAUCAGUCAGUCCAACAUCAAUGGAGCCCUGGUGCCCCCUGCUGCCCUCAUCUCCAUCAUCCAGAAGGGCCUGCAGUAUGUGGAGGCUGAAGUCAGCAUCAAUGAGGACGGAACCCUAUUUGACGGGCGGCCCAUCGAGUCGCUGUCCCUGAUCGAUGCUGUGAUGCCAGAUGUUGUGCAGACCAGACAGCAGGCCUACAGGGAGAAGCUGGCCCAGCAGCAGCAGGCGGCAGCAGGCAGUUGCAGCGGCACAGGACUCCAGGGAAGCACGAAGAACGGAGAGGGAGCCCCCAAUGGGGAGGAAAACGGAUCCCACGCCUUAGCAAAUCACCACUCAGAGAUGAUGGAGGUUGAUCAAGAUGUGGAGAUCCCCCAGAGUAAAGCCAUGGUCCUGAGGGGCCACGAGUCGGAAGUGUUCAUCUGUGCCUGGAACCCAGUCAACGACCUCCUGGCCUCUGGGUCCGGAGACUCGACGGCACGGAUCUGGAACCUGAGUGAGAACAGCACAGGUGGAUCCACCCAGCUGGUCCUGAGGCACUGCAUUCGGGAAGGGGGCCAGGAUGUACCCAGCAACAAGGACGUCACCUCACUAGACUGGAAUAGUGAGGGAACGUUGCUAGCAACAGGUUCAUAUGACGGCUUUGCUAGAAUAUGGACAAAAGAUGGUAACCUGGCCAGUACUCUGGGUCAACACAAAGGUCCUAUAUUUGCACUCAAGUGGAAUAAGAAAGGAAACUUCAUCCUCAGUGCUGGUGUUGACAAGACCACAAUUAUUUGGGACGCACACACGGGAGAGGCAAAGCAACAGUUUCCUUUCCACUCUGCACCUGCUCUGGACGUAGACUGGCAGAGCAACAACACGUUUGCCUCCUGCAGCACAGACAUGUGUAUCCAUGUGUGUAAGCUGGGUCAGGACAGACCUGUCAAGACCUUCCAGGGACACACGAAUGAGGUCAACGCCAUCAAGUGGGAUCCCACUGGCAGCUUGCUGGCCUCCUGCUCUGAUGACAUGACGCUCAAGAUCUGGAGUAUGAAACAGGACUCGUGUGUACACGACCUCCAGGCUCACAAUAAAGAAAUCUACACAAUCAAGUGGAGCCCCACAGGCCCCGGGACCAACAACCCCAGUGCGAACCUCAUGUUGGCCAGCGCAUCAUUUGACUCCACAGUGCGUCUGUGGGACGUGGAGCGCGGAGUGUGUAUCCACACGCUGACCCGCCACCAGGAGCCCGUCUACAGCGUCGCCUUCAGCCCUGAUGGCCGGCAUCUCGCCAGCGGCUCUUUCGACAAGUGUGUCCACAUCUGGAACACUCAGACGGGUUCUUUAGUUCACAGCUACCGGGGAACAGGAGGGAUCUUCGAGGUGUGCUGGAACGCCACCGGGGAUAAAGUAGGAGCCAGCGCGUCAGACGGAUCGGUUUGUGUAUUGGACCUGAGGAAAUGACACUCGCCUGGGGGGAGCCGUGGACCGACUACGAAUGUGUACAUAGCCAAACUGACUGACUGUCCCUGCCUGUCCGGCACACUGCUGUAGUCCCAUCAGAUGCGAUGGCCUGCCAUUACAGCCCCACCCCCCGCCUCUCUCUCUCUCUCUCUUUAUCAUGUACACACAAGGACCAAAACAAAGUUGUUAUGCACAGGUCUCUGUGGACACUUACAAGAAGAAACGUGUGAUCCCUGAGGAUAACCAUGUCGGACCCAUCGUACACAAACCAAAACACCAGGAUUCUUCUUGCUUUGCUCUUUAGAUCCUUUGUACCAGGUUUAUAAAGAUGCUUGUUUUCUGCUGGCCUGUGCAUAUUGCACAUGUCUGCGCCUGGUGUCCUGUGGACACUGUUGUGUUGAAUUUGGAUUUUACUGAUCUCUGUAGGUUUUAUAUGACGAGUGGGUUGGGAGAGAAGGGAGGGGCUGGGGUGUGGGAGCGGUAUGUCUUUACAGUGGGUGUUCGAAGCUGUUCAUUGGGCGAUCCGCUCGUCUCGUUCCUGGCACUCUGUCAAGCUCCGAAGACGAAAGCAUUGACAAUUUUCCCGACUGUUUUUACAAAGUGUCAAGCAGUCUGUCAAACAGUGAACUGUCCUUUGUUUUUGCAACUUUAAUCCUCAAAAAUGGUUUUCAGGUGUUAAUUCAUCAGGUUAAUAUGAAUCUCUAAAGAAUUCAAAACCUCUGCGGCUGUAACUUCAUGUUGAUAUCAUGUUCUAACAGUGUGCUGAAUGUGUGGACCGCUUGAGGUUUACAUCAUUGAAAUAGAGCUCGUAAAAACAUGGCCGUGCUUUUCGUGUCAUCAGUGAGGUAAUGUGACACAGUAAUGGUUUAUUUUCUGGCAUCUGUCUAGUCUCUGGGCUGUGUAAAAAAAGAGGGAGGGAGAGAGAUGCAGGAAAACAAGUCCAUAACGGCAUGAAUUCAUCUGACGUGAAAUAAUUAUUAGUCAUAAUUGUGCGUGUUUCUUCAGUUAAUAGCUUGUUGCUAUCCAGUGCUGGAAGAUAAUCAGAAUAAGUUGGUCUAGUUGUGUCCCAUUUCCUCUGCCUAGUCAUUAAAACAACACAGCAUCAUCUGCAGUAUCACUUCUUCUGGCGGCACAGGAUCUUUUGAUCGCACCUUCAUAAAAACCACGACUCAACAUUUGCUCACAUGACGUGAGCGAUUUGACGACUCUGGAUUUCAAACAAGUUUGUCGUGUCGAGUGUUCGUUGUCAACUUGGAGUCUUCGUCACACUCUCACUCUGUAACGUGUGCAGCUUUUCAUACUCAGUGUCGAGUACACACUACAGUCCUUGGUUUGCUGUUGUCAGGCAGUUUUUGCCCAGCAUUACUAUAUACACACACACACACACAAAAACACACACACAUUCUGGAGACGGGCUGUGUUCAGGCCUAUGCACAGAUAGACAGUGCUUUUGUUUGUAGUGUUCAGAGUUGCCGUUUUGAGGCAGUUCUGUGCUUGUUAAAAAGCAGACUUGCAGCAUAUGACUUGAUGUAACAUGGUAUCUGCAUAUAAUAUAUAUAUAUAUAAAUAUAUAUAUCUGUGCUAUCACGGGAUUCUUUUGUAUGCCACCCGUGUGCUGAGGGUGGAUUUUAAAGUAACUUUUUGAAGACGCUUGAAAUACAGUAUGUGAUGUUGCUGUGCAUCACCCGAGGUCGUGAUCAUGAGGUUUUGUUUUUUUAUAAAAUACCAUUAAACAGUCAUAGCGAAACAAAAGAACAGCCCCUUUUAAAGGGUCUAUUUUUUUUCUUCCUCUGCACUUUAGGCUAAAAAUUGAGAAAACAGGGAGAUGUGUUUAUUCAAGCCAUCAUGGACGCAUCUAAUGUUUGUAAUGCUCUUAAAGACGAAUCAGCUGAAAGUGUUGCAGCGACAGCGGGGAAACGAGGGUAGCUAGUGUCCUGUCUGACUCCUCGGGGAUUAGGUCCUACCCGGCCGACUUCAUGGCAUUCCAGGUCUCAUCCCGUAGCCAUGGAAAACGUCAAACGGCUCGAAAUACACAAAACAUACAUCGUCAGACGCAUUCUUUAGAAUGUUACUUGUUAGAAACAAAAACAUUGUACUGAAGCUAAAGAAUAUCUUGAAGUUUGCUUUAAUACAGUCAGCAGUGAUUGGACUGUAACACAAAGACUAUUUCAAAUGAUGUCUAUGACAGUGGAAUGGUAUUUUAUAACGGUUAGUUUUUAGAUGAUACGUUUUUUACACUGCAUUCAAGUGUGUUUGCUAUUUUUUUUUUUCUUACCGAAAGUACUAAUGUCAAUUCUAUCUUUGCUAUGUCGGAAAGCCCUUGCAGGUUUUGUACUUCUCAAAACUUUUGUAAUUCUGAUUUAUUUGUAGCUAUGUACUGAAAAUGAACAAAAAAUUUGGAUUUAAUUGUUGAUGUGUAACACAGAACCUGUAAAUACCAAUUUACAUUUUUUUUUUUUUUGUGUUGUCUUUGCUCUCACUUACGUUGUACUCUUCUCUCUCACUCACAUGGUUGCUGUCUGCAGCCUCCUGAUCUGACUGUUGUAAUAUCACUCAGAUCUCAAGGUCUAGAAUAAAAUCUAUUUUGAUAAUA
Molecule: messenger RNA, 4587 nt
Organism: Limanda limanda (common dab)
Lineage: Eukaryota; Metazoa; Chordata; Actinopteri; Pleuronectiformes; Pleuronectidae
Gene: tbl1xr1b
Product: TBL1X/Y related 1b
Exons: 17
Coding region: 453-1994 (513 amino acids)
Biological process (GO): regulation of transcription by RNA polymerase II
Cellular component (GO): histone deacetylase complex
Molecular function (GO): transcription corepressor activity; protein binding
Source: RefSeq, a predicted model, not a curated record